AUGAAUUGCAAUUUGCACUCUCUCUUGCAUGUCCGUCUUAUUAAGGAGGCAAGAGUGAAUAUCGCAUUUGUUCCUGAAUCUCUCUCGAUCGGAGCCAGCCAGGGCCGGGGCUGCGCAACCCAAGAAGAGGAGAGAGAGAGAGAGAGAGAGAGAGAGAGGAGAAGAGAGAGAAGUAGAAUGUUCCAUGGUCAUGUGAAGAAACCCUCGACAACAGCAACAUCCAGCAGUCACAAUACCAACAGCGGCAGUAACGGCGGGAUGAUGAUGAAUUCUUCUUCGCAGCAGCAGCACCAUCAUCAUCAUCAUCACAAUCAACACAGUCAUCACCUUCAUGAUCAUAGGUCGGGGGGAGGCGGGGGGAUGUCGUCAUCAUCUUCAGGGGCAGGGGGAGGGUGCCAUGUAGUUCAGCAGCAGCAGGGUGACUCGGGCCUGGUUCUCACCACCGACCCGAAGCCCCGACUCCGAUGGACGGUGGAGCUCCAUGAGCGCUUCGUUGACGCAGUCACCCAGCUCGGAGGCCCCGACAAGGCGACUCCUAAGACGAUCAUGAGGGUCAUGGGUGUGAAGGGCCUUACCCUUUAUCAUCUCAAAAGCCAUCUUCAGAAAUUUAGGCUUGGGAAGCAACCUCACAAGGAGCUCAAUGAUCAUUCUAUGAAGGAUGCAGCUUCCGCAUUAGAUCUUCAACGAAAUUUACCUUCUUCAUCUGGAAUGAUGGGCCGUAGUAUGAACGAGUAAGUGAUACUAUCAAAACAUUAUUGUUUAUUUAAUUAUGAAAAUAAUUAUCUGAGAGAAACCUCUGAAAAAGAAGUUCUUACAAUGAUCAACUUCAUGUUUUAAAUAUUUAAGUAGCUCAAGCCUACUCAAUUAUGCAUGAUCAUCAAAAAGGGUGUUGAUGAUGAUGAUCCUGAUUGUAGAAAGUAUCUGAGAUCUGGAUUUUACUUCCUUCCUUUUCUUUUUGUGGGGGAUUGGGGGAUUGGGUUUUAUUCUUAAACUUUUCUCUCCUUCUGUUGGUUGGCGAUGCAUAUGAACAAUAGUAACUCAAACGUGGUUGAUGGGAUUAGGAUGCAAAUGGAAGUCCAGAGACGACUGCAUGAACAAUUGGAGGUACAAAGACACCUGCAAUUGAGGAUAGAGGCGCAAGGGAAAUACAUGCAAAGCAUGCUGGAGAAAGCCUGUCAGACCCUGGCCGCCGGCGAACAUCAUCAGCCCUACAGUAACCCAACAACGACGGCCAAAGCAACAAGUGGCGGUGUUGGGCCAGCCGGCAUUCACGGGGAUCCUCAUGAUCAUCUCCACCACCAACAUCACUUGCACAAUAGUAAUAACACCAACAGCAUUAAUGCUGAGAUGGUGGUGGGAAUGAAGGACAUAGGACAAGCAGCAGCGCUCAACUUUCCGUCAGUGCAAGACCUCAACAUCUACGGCACCAGCAUUGAUCCAACAGCCUUGCCAUUGCCCUUAAUGAUGCACUCGUCCAACGUACCCAACAGCGUACAUGUCGACGCUGCUGCACUUUCCCUUGGCUCCAACAACAAGCGCCACAACCCUUACACCAACAGUAAGAGCGGGUCGUCAUUGAUGAUGUGGUCGUCGGCGGAGGAUCUCCGGUUGCAAGAACCGGCGGCGGUCGGGAAUUGCGGGCAGAAGCAGAAGCAGCAGCAGCAGGCCGGCGGUGCAACGGACGAGGAGGAGGAGGAGGAGGAGGAUUGUGAUGUUGACGACGAUGAGGAUCAGAUUCAGAUGCAUGAUCAAGUGCAGAUUCACAUGAACAAUCAUCAUCAUCUACAGGAUUCAUUGUACGAGUCGAAGCCCAUGCAACAGCUGAUGGUAGGACAGCAACAAGUUGGCGGGGAUCAUCAUGGGUUGUUGUUAAUGGGACCCACCACCACCACUAUGGAUCAUCAACAUCUCCACCAUAGGAAAUUUGCCACCGGGAAGCCUGAGCGACCCUCGCCGCCGGCUAGGGCUCCCACCAUGUAGUUACCGCUUAUGCCAGCCAGCUAGAAGCACUCCUGCCUACCUAUCCAGCUACAUUCACCAUACGUGUCCGUUAGCAAGCCAUCUUUGGGCGGAUCGAGUUUUUUUCUUUCCUUUUUCAUCUUUGAUUUAUCUAUAGCUAUUUACUUAUCACAAAUUAUAUAUGUCUUUUCAUAUUUAUAUAUAUAAAGAGAUACCGAUCGAGAGAGGCGCAUGCAGCUAGCUAGUAUCCCAUAUAAAGAAGAUAUUGAUAUGAUUUGAAUCUGAUUAUUUACCGUCGAAUGGAAGUUAUGGGGUCUUUCUGUACCCUAUCCGCUCUCACGGUGUAUGAGGUUAUACACAUUUGGAUUUAUAUUCUGGGUCUAGUCGGUAACCUUAUCAUUUAUCAAAUUGUAUUAGAGAUAGG
This is a messenger RNA of Linum tenue, 2383 nucleotides long. The record is from the annotation of a GenBank genome assembly. Lineage: Eukaryota; Viridiplantae; Streptophyta; Magnoliopsida; Malpighiales; Linaceae.